Messenger RNA from Candidula unifasciata, 3096 nucleotides. The record is from the annotation of a GenBank genome assembly. NCBI's taxonomy places the organism in Eukaryota, Metazoa, Mollusca, Gastropoda, Stylommatophora, Geomitridae.
AUGCUGCGGGUACACAGAGCUGCCAUUAUGGCAGAAGUGGGCAGCCAUAUCUACAAACUGAGCGCACGCUGCAGCCGUGGCCUGCGAACUGCCGUGGGAGAGCUGUACCAGCAGGCUGAGAAGAAGGCUACAGAGACCAUCGCAGGGAUUCCCUACAAGAACCUCUCUAUUGGAGUACCCAAGGAACUGUUUACUACCUUGACAAAGAAAGGCUUUACUGUAAACGUGGAAGAAAACGCUGGCUACGAGGCCAAGUUCAUUAAUGAUGAAUAUGCAGCAGCCGGAGCUCAUGUCCGAGCUCCGUUGCAGGAAGAAGUAGCUAACUUUAGAGAAAAAGGCACCCUCAUCUCCUUCCUGUACCCAGCACAAAACAAAGAUCUGGUGGACUUGUUGGCCAAGAAGCAGCUGACUGUGUUUGCCAUGGACUGUGUGCCUCGGAUCUCCAGAGCUCAGGUGUUUGAUGCUCUCAGUUCCAUGGCCAACAUCGCUGGGUACAAAGCUGUCAUUGAGGCCGCUAAUAACUUUGGCAGAUUUUUCACAGGCCAGAUUACUGCUGCAGGUAAGGUGCCUCCAGCAAAAGUCCUCGUAAUUGGUGGUGGAGUCGCCGGUCUCUCAGCCAUUGGAACAGCAAAAAGCAUGGGAGCCAUUGUUCGGGGCUUUGACACCAGGUCAGCUGUUAAGGAGCAGGUGGAAUCUUUUGGUGCGGAAUUCUUGGAAGUGACCUUAAAGGAGUCUGGAGAGGGUACUGGAGGUUAUGCCAAAGAAAUGUCCCCAGAAUUCAUAGCAGCAGAAAUGGCGCUAUUUGCCAAACAAUGCAAGGAGAUUGAUAUUCUCAUUACUACCGCCCUCAUUCCAGGCAGGCCUGCACCAAAAUUGAUAUCAAAGGAAAUGGUUGAAAGCAUGAAACCAGGCUCGGUUAUUGUUGAUUUGGCUGCUGAGGCUGGAGGCAAUGUGGAGACCACCAAACCAGGAGAGUUGUAUGUGCACAAGGAAGUCACCCACAUCGGAUACACAGAUCUUCCAUCUCGACUGCCAACUCAGUCAUCCACGCUGUAUGCUAACAACAUCAGCAAGUUGCUUUUAUCGUUUGGAGAGAAGGAUCACUUCUUUGUCAAUCUUGAGGAUGAAGUGGUCAGAGGAUCCAUCAUUCUGCAAGAGGGAAACCUGCUGUGGCCUCCUCCACGUCCUAAAGUGGAACCUGGUGCCCCUCCUCCUACCACUAAGCAAGUUGUUAAAGAACCUCCACCACCUCCCAACUAUUUUCUGAACACCAUGAAGGAUUCUCUCAUGUACACAGCUGGCCUGUCUACAAUGAUUGGUCUGGGAGUCAUCUCACCAAACUCUGCCUUCACAUCCAUGGUCAACGUGUUUGGUCUGGCUGGAAUUGUGGGUUACCACACCGUGUGGGGUGUCACUCCAUCCCUGCACUCUCCUCUGAUGUCGGUGACCAAUGCCAUCUCAGGGAUCACUGCUGUGGGAGGGCUGCUCCUGAUGGGUGGCGGCUACUACCCAACAAACACAAUUGAGACUUUGGCCGCCCUGGCAGCGUUUAUCUCUUCCAUCAACAUCGGAGGUGGUUUUGUGGUCACCAAGAGGAUGUUGGACAUGUUCAAAAGACCAACGGAUCCCCCAGAGUACACCUACCUGUACGCCAUCCCAGCCGGAGUCUUCUUAUCUGGCUACGGUUACUGUAUGGCUUACCUGGCCGCCUCGCUGUGCUGCGUCGGUGCUUUGUCCGGACUGUCAUCACAAGCCACCUCUAGACUUGGCAAUUCUCUAGGAAUCAUUGGAGUCACUACUGGUGUUGUUGCCACUUUGGGUCUUCUGAAGCCAACAGCGGAGACAUUCACCCAGAUGGCCUCCUGCAUGGGCCUUGGUGGUCUAAUUGGCACUGUCAUGGCCAAGAGAAUGGAGGUCACCGACCUGCCCCAGAUGGUGGCCUUGUUCCACAGCCUGGUGGGAGCAGCUGCAGUCAUCACCUGCUUUGCUAACUACCUCUUAGAGCAGCCUCAUUUUGCUUCUGAUCCCGCUGCCAAUGUCAUCAAGACUUUCCUCUUCCUGGGAACCUUCAUCGGAGGGGUGACAUUCACCGGGUCCCUUGUGGCUUUUGGAAAACUCCAGGGUGUGCUGAAGUCUGAGCCACUCCUGCUGCCAGGCCGCAACAUCAUCAAUGCCGGCAUGAUGCUGGCCAACGUCGGAGCUCUGGGCUACUACAUGAUGGACAGCAGCCCCAGCGUGGGACUCAGCAUGCUGGGAACUACUGCUGCCCUCUCCAGCGUCAUGGGUGUGACCUUGACAGCUGCUAUAGGAGGUGCUGAUAUGCCUGUGGUGAUCACAGUUCUGAACUCAUACUCCGGCUGGGCUCUCUGUGCCGAGGGCUUCAUGCUGGACAAUAACCUCAUGACCAUUGUUGGGGCUCUGAUUGGAUCUUCUGGUGCUAUCCUCUCCUACAUCAUGUGCAAGGCCAUGAACCGAUCCCUGCCCAAUGUGAUCCUGGGAGGUUACGGUACUAGCUCCACAGGCACAGGCAAGCCCAUGGAAAUCACUGGAACCCACACGGAAAUCAAUGUGGAUGGGACAGUGGAUCUCAUUGAGGAAGCCAAGAACAUUAUCAUUGUCCCAGGAUACGGCUUGUGUGUGGCUAAGGCCCAGUACCCUAUUGCAGAGAUGGUGGAUUUGCUGAGGAAGAGAGGCAAGAAUGUCCGCUUUGGCAUCCAUCCUGUUGCUGGUCGUAUGCCUGGACAGCUAAAUGUCCUGUUGGCCGAGGCUGGAGUGCCCUAUGACAUCGUGCAGGAGAUGGAGGAACUGAAUGAUGACUUCCCACAGACAGACCUGGCCAUGGUUAUCGGAGCUAACGACACAGUGAACUCAGCUGCUGAAGAGGAUCCAAACUCCAUUAUUGCUGGCAUGCCUGUACUGCGAGUAUGGUUGGCCAGACAUGUGAUUGUCAUGAAGAGGACGCUUGGUGUGGGCUAUGCAGCUGUGGAUAACCCAGUUUUCUUCAAGCCCAACACUUCCAUGUUACUGGGAGAUGCCAAGAAGACCUGCGAUGCCCUGUUGACCCACUUAAAACAACGACUAGAAAGUGAAUCUUAA